CGGUCACCCAGAGGACCGAGGGAGGCAGGAGGGCACAGGGCAGUAUGUAUACAGCUACUUACGGCCAUAAUUAGUUGUUCUCACCGCCUCACUGGCUUCAUUUGAUUUAUUUCGGAGACACUGAGCACGUUUCGGCGGUGGUCGUCAACAAUGUUUUUGUGCCGCACGGGGAGGCUGUCUGCAGCGGCUCGGGAUCAGGCUUUCAAGUCGGCGGGCUCGUUUCUAGUGCAUGUCAAAGCAAACACACCGAGGGACGUCACUCUGACAUUACGUAAAGACUACACGUUUCAACGACUCCGGUGUUUGUGUUUAUCCGUCGAUGCAACUCUUGUGCACCUGGGGAAACAGCAACCGGACCUGCAGCCCGGCCACAACCGGGACUUAUCGUGCGCUUUGGACUGGGGACACUUUGACCGAGCGGCUACUAUAGCUGUCUCCAAACGCGUGCACAGUAAAGGCAGUUAUACAGAUAUUAUCUCACAGCCUCUCGUGUUUGCUAAAAGACGCCACAGCAGCAGCAGAGAGUCUGUGGGUAAUGGUUUGUUUACAGGUCUCUCCAGUCCACUCAGCUCUACGGGGACCAUGCAGACCAGAUCAUUUUCCACGAAGAAGAGCGACGCCGGCGAGGAGCAGACAGCGAACAACAAAGAGAGUGAGCUGAAUGUAAAGGAGGCCUCUACUGCCUCGUCAUCUACAGUGGAGACAGAGCCAGAGGGAGCGAAACCAAACAAGACCCAGCAGCUAAAGAAAGUCUUCAAGGAGUAUGGAGCGGUGGGAGUUUGCUUUCACAUCGGGAUCUCCCUCAUGUCCCUGGGAAUGUUCUACCUCCUCGUAUCCAGUGGGAUCGAUAUGGCGGCCGUGCUGUGCAAAGUGGGCUUCAGCGAGGAGAUCGUUCGGUCCAAAAUGGCAGCAGGGACGAGCACGUUCGUCUUGGCCUACGCCAUCCACAAGCUCUUCGCUCCGGUUCGCAUCAGCACCACUCUGGUGUCCGUGCCUCUCAUCGUGCGCUACUUCAGAAAGACUGGUCUCUUUAAACCACCCACACCUGCACCCUGAUGACCCUCUGCUGAAGCAACAAACAUCCUGACUGUUAAAGGCCAUAAUUAAAACGCCUGUAUAUAUCCUUACUCAUUUGACUACAUCUAGAAAAUGUCUCGUUUUCUCAGUUGUGAAUUCAGGUGAAACAUAUCCUUCAUUAGCUCCAGUUGCAGUUACCGUAAGUCUGAAGUGUAACAAACAAGCGUAUUGGAGUCAUGUCUUAGUGUGUGUGCAUUCCAAAAAAAAAACACAAAUAUUUAUUUACAAUCAGAGGUAUGAUCAGGGAUUUUAAGCUCUUUCAGUGGGCUGGUUUGUCUCUUAAUGCUGUGAAGGUUCCCUGUGGGGACGAGUGGAAAAAAAGCUGAUCUCUCCUCCACUGUUCCCUGUUAGCUGACUAGGCCAUGUUCUGGUGUAAUGUGAAUCAGCAGAAUAAUUCAGGUUCUCUCUGUCUCCUACCUCUCUCCUCACUAAGCCCAGACACACACACACACACACACACACACACACACACACACUCUCUCUCUCUCUCUCUCUCUCUUUCUGCUGUUGUUUUGCUUCCCUGCUAUUUUUCUUAACUCCUCUCCUGGCAUCCAUUUUCCUUCCCAUAUAUCCCUUAGCUGUUCCUCUCCUCCCCUUUUCUCUUACUCUUGUUCUUUAAUUCUGCAAAUGCCACUGCCCAAGCAGCAAUGUCGAGUACAUUAAUCUGUGAGUGAAGCUGACCGUGGUUCAUUGCAAGCUUUGGGUGAAGAAUGUUGGGUUGUCUGGGUUUCUUCUGAUUGAAUGGAUUGUAUUUAACUAUUAAAAGGGAAGAUCUCUUUUAUAUAUUCUUUGUGCUUUUGUUACAAAAUACUACUAUGGCUGAGCAAUAUUCUGUAGAUAUCAUGUAAGAUUUUGGAUAUCGUGAUAUGCCAUAAGUGUUGUCUUUCCCUGGUUUUAAUGAAUGCAUUACAGUAAAAAGAUGAAGGUUUCUUAACUUA
This is a messenger RNA of Centropristis striata (black sea bass), 2015 nucleotides long. It is a transcript of the gene mims2, whose product is annotated as family with sequence similarity 210 member B. Gene Ontology annotation, cellular component: mitochondrion. The record is from RefSeq and is a predicted model, not a curated record. Lineage: Eukaryota; Metazoa; Chordata; Actinopteri; Perciformes; Serranidae. The coding region runs from base 151 to 1056 and encodes 301 amino acids. The transcript is spliced from 3 exons.